This is a messenger RNA of Sorex araneus (European shrew), 1495 nucleotides long. RefSeq names its product angiopoietin like 6 (gene ANGPTL6). The record is from RefSeq and is a predicted model, not a curated record. Lineage: Eukaryota; Metazoa; Chordata; Mammalia; Eulipotyphla; Soricidae. The transcript is spliced from 6 exons. The coding region runs from base 1 to 1431 and encodes 476 amino acids.
AUGACGGUCUCCCGACUGCUCAAGGUGCCCCAGCUCCUGCCCCUGCUCCUACUCCUGAUGGGCGCGUGCUGGGCGCGGGCCGGCGCCCCACGCUGCACCUACACCUUCGUGCUACCCCCACAGCAGCUCACGGGCGCCGUGUGCUGGAGAGGGCCGGCGACCGCGCGCCCCGCGGCGCCCGAGAUGGCCAAUGCCAGCGAAGUGGCAGCGCUGCGCGUGCGCCUGGACCUCCACGAGGCGCAGCUGCGGGAGCUGCAGCGGCGGGCGGCGUCUGACCGCGCCGUGGCCGGCGAGGUGCGCGCGCUGCGCCAGGAGAACCGCGGCCUGAGCGCGCGCUUGGGCCAGCUGCGCGCGCAGCUGCGGCAGGAGCCGGGGGCGGAGCCAGCGCCAAAGGCGGAGCCGGGGGCGGCGCUGGCCCUGCUCGGGCAACGCGUGCUCAACGCGUCCGCCGAGGCGCAGAGCGCUGCAGCCGGCCUCCACCAACUGGACAGCAAGUUCCGGGAACUGGCGCAGCUGGUCAGGCAGCAGAGCGGCCUCAUCGCCCGCCUGGAGCGUCUGUGUCCCGCCGGCGGCGGCGGCGGCGGCGGCGGCGCGGGUGGGCAGCAGCAGGUUCUGCCACUGCCCCCGGCACCAGCCAUCCCAGGCAGUUUGGCGAGCAGUACCCGUGCCACCAGCAGGCGGCUAGAACCAGAGUCCCAGAGAGACCAGACCUGGAGGCAGCAGAGACCUCUGGCUUCCCCACUGUCUGCGGGGCGCCCGGCCGCGCCCACCAAACCAACUGGCCCCUGGCGGGAUUGUGCUGAAGCCCAGCAGGCAGGACACGGGCAGAGUGGCGUGUAUGAGCUGCGGCUGGGCCGCUAUGUGGUGUCAGCCUGGUGCGAGCAGCAGUUGGAGGGCGGAGGCUGGACAGUGAUCCAGAGGCGGCAGGAUGGCUCAGUCAACUUCUUUACCACCUGGCAGCACUACAAGGUGGGUUUUGGCCAGCCUGAUGGAGAAUACUGGCUUGGCCUUGAACCUGUGCACCAGCUGACCAGCCGCGGGGACCAUGAACUCCUGGUCCUCCUGGAGGAUUGGGGGGGCCGCAGAGCACGAGCCCACUACGAUGGGUUCUCCUUGGAGCCAGAGAGUGACCACUACCGUCUGCGGCUUGGCCAGUACCACGGGGAUGCUGGUGACUCACUUUCCUGGCACAAUGACAAGCCCUUCAGCACUGUGGACAGAGACCGGGACUCCUAUUCUGGUAACUGUGCCCUGUACCAGCGGGGAGGCUGGUGGUACCAUGCUUGUGCCCACUCCAACCUGAACGGUGUGUGGCACCGCGGGGGCCACUACCGCAGCCGCUACCAGGAUGGCGUCUACUGGGCUGAGUUCCGAGGUGGGGCUUACUCUCUCAAGAAGGCCGCCAUGCUCAUCCGGCCCCUUAGGUUGUGACCAGCUGGUGCAUCCGCUCAAUUCCCUGGGGAGAUGGGGUCACUGGUCCCCACUUCCUCUGUGA